Messenger RNA from Diaporthe citri, 1062 nucleotides. RefSeq lists its product as uncharacterized. Gene Ontology annotation, molecular function: dioxygenase activity. The record is from RefSeq and is a predicted model, not a curated record. NCBI's taxonomy places the organism in Eukaryota, Fungi, Ascomycota, Sordariomycetes, Diaporthales, Diaporthaceae. The transcript is spliced from 2 exons. The coding region runs from base 1 to 1062 and encodes 353 amino acids.
AUGGCGACGAAGUACGUUGAAAGGCAGAUCCCCAAAAUCUCGCUGCGAGACUUCGAGAACAGAAUUGACGAGAUCACCUCAGAGCUGUCAGAUGCGGCCGAGAACGUCGGCUUCUUCUCGAUUGUUGACCAUGGCAUCACCCAGACGGAGGUUGACAAGGCCUUUGCCACCUCACAGGCCUUCUUUUCCCUCCCGGAUGAUGUCAAGGCUACCGUACCGUGGAGCCCCAAAAACGUCGGCUGGGAGAAGAAUUCUCAGAUCCGACCGUCUACGGGUGCACCAGACCACAAGGAGUCAUAUCAGCUUCAGUUUGGAGAGAACAUGCUCUCCGGCGGGAAAGGCGACAAUGACUAUACUAGCAUGUGGAUGAGUGACACUCACCUUCCUGGAUUUAAAGACGAUUGCCUAGAAUUUAUGCACCAGAUUCAGGGAGUGUCAAACAAACUCAUGAUCUGCCUUGCCAGAAGCCUUGGAUUUCCAGAUUCAUACUUCCUUCAGUCUCACGAUCCUUCCGACCCAAAGUGCCAGACCGUCCUCCGACUGCUACACUACUUCCCCACGCCUGAAUCCAACGACGGGAAAGUCUGGCACAGGGCCGGAGCCCACGCCGACUGGGGCCUUAUCACGCUCCUCUUCCAGCGUGAGGGCGAGAGCGGUCUGGAGAUUUGCCCCGGGCGUGAGGCCGUGACCGAGUUCGGGCUCGGCGACACCUGGACCAAGGUCAACUUCGAACCGGGGGCGAUAAUCUGCAACAUUGGAGACAUGUUGAUGCGCUGGUCCGACGACCGGUUCAAGUCGACGUUCCACCGCGUGAAAGCGCCCACGGAGCCGGGUGACUAUUUCGGGGAGCGGUACUCUAUCGCAUACUUCACUCAGCCAAGCAAGGACACGCUCAUCCAGGGGCCAAAGAAGAAGUAUUCGGAGAUAACGGGGACGCAGUUCAUUGCGAAUGCUAUAAACGCGCAUUUCGCAGCUUUGAAGAAGAAGGUGGAAAAUCAGGAUGGACAGGCCGACAAGAUUUCAUCAGCUGAAGUAGCACCGAUUGUGAAGGCCACUGCUUGA